AUGAACGGCUCCCUCUCGCGCGGGCGCCAGAGCGUCUGGGCACUCCUCGACAACCUGCGCAUCAAGUCGCUCAUGUCUUCCGGGAACGCGAGCUCCGCGGAAGGCUCGGACGGCAGCGCAGAUGAGUCGGACAUCACAAUGGAAGACGAUGACAGCGUUAUGUUCUAUGCGCCGCUCAUACCGAAUGCGGCCUCUACAGUCGAGCUGGCGCGCUCGGAGAUCGUCUCGGUCGACGAGAACGGCACCAUUGUGGAUGUUAUACUCGACGAUGCGCCGCUUCCGGGUGUCGCGCCACCUAAAACGGGCUUCGGCAAGAUCUGGCCAUUCUCGAGUGGAACAAGUACGCCGACGCCGACACCGACACCGAAGCCCAAAGUUCUUACAGAGAAAAGGGUCUGGGUGCCUUCCACUACCCAGUUGUCUCUACAGGUUAUGUGGUGGGGAUAUCGAUUGUGGCUUCCCCCCUCUAUCAUGAACUUGCUCAACGACAAGGAGAUCGAAGCUGCCAAACUCAGCGCAAUGAUAACGUCCGCACUCACAUGGCUGCUCAACAACGUACCCAACAGCGCGCUCCCGUCGACGCUGCGCCCCGCACUUGCACUCGUCAAAAGUCUUGUACCAUACUUGGGCUACAUCGGCGGGUUCGUCGCAUGGAGCUGGGGUGCCAUCAAGGGCUUCGACAUCGGCAACGGCGUCACGCUCACCGCGACUUGGCUCCUGCCCAUCGCGCUCAUACCGGGCACUUGGGAGGACAGCGAUGUGCCUCAACCGCCGGCCCCGAGUUCUGGCGAUCCGUCCGCUCCGGGAUCGAGUUCGCCCCCGCCCAGUGGGGAUCCGUCAUCUAGCCCAUCUAGUCCGAGCGGAGGCUCGUCGAUGCCCCCUGCUCCGACUCCUCCAGCGACCGCUCCGCCGACACCGGGAGCACCGGUUGGAGGUUCUUCCUAG
Trametes versicolor FP-101664 SS1 is the source of this 945-nucleotide messenger RNA. RefSeq lists its product as uncharacterized. Bases 1 to 945 code for a protein of 314 amino acids. The transcript is spliced from 2 exons. The record is from RefSeq and is a predicted model, not a curated record. Lineage: Eukaryota; Fungi; Basidiomycota; Agaricomycetes; Polyporales; Polyporaceae.